Messenger RNA from Dermatophagoides pteronyssinus (European house dust mite), 1832 nucleotides. RefSeq lists its product as uncharacterized. Gene Ontology annotation, molecular function: protein binding. NCBI's taxonomy places the organism in Eukaryota, Metazoa, Arthropoda, Arachnida, Sarcoptiformes, Pyroglyphidae. The record is from RefSeq and is a predicted model, not a curated record.
GAUUCGCCCAUUUUCUCGUUAUUCUAUGUUUUUUGUUAUCUACAUUUAGUGCCAAAAAAAAAACAAACAAAUAUAGAUAGAAUAUUCAUCAUGUUGUCAUCAUCAUCAUCACCCAGCAUCAACAGAAGUCGUAGUCGAAAAUUUUUUUCCAACAAUUCAAUUUCACGCCUUACAUCAUCGAGGAUAAACAUUGCCGAAUAUAAAAAUGAUUAUAAUUAUGAUAAUAUUAAUAAAAAUAGAAUGAAAAUGAUGACAAAUUCAAAUCAUAAGUUUUAUUCAUCAUUUCUAAUUUUUGCUUAUAUUUUAUUAAUUAUUGUUACCCUUAAAACUACAAUUGUAAAUGGUAACAAUAAUAUUUGUGGUGCAACAGAAAAUUUUCUUUUCUGUAAUUGUGAUAAUGGGGAUAAUGCCCAAGAAGCUGCAUGUUUUACUUUGGGUGAAAAUAUUUUGGCUAAUGAUGCAAAAUGGGAUCUGUUUGCUGAACAUAAAUCAUUAAAACGAUUAAAAUUAAGCGGUUAUAAUAAUGUUUCGUUACGACAAUUUCCACAAAAAUUAUUCAAUAACCAAACAUUACGUGAUUCAUUACAUGAUGUGAUUCUAAGUGAUCUUCAAUUCAAAACAUUACCAACUGGUGCUUUUAAAAAUAUGGGCCAAGUACGAUUGAUUGAAAUUUCGCUAGGUUCACGUAUGGAAAUUCAAGAAAAUGCAUUCGAUAAUCUAACUAGCCUGGAAAAGAUUGUCAUGACCAAAAACAAUAUUACAAAAUUACCAAGAAUGUUUCGUAAUGUUUCAUCAUUGAGAGAAAUAUAUUUUGAAGAUAAUAAUAUUGUUACAUUUGAACGUGGUGUAUUCAAACCGCUUAAAAAUUUAAAUUAUCUUACAUUAGAUAAUAAUAAAAUUGAAACAUUAUCCGCUUAUUAUUUUGAUGGUCUUGUUGAAUUAAAUUCAUUAGAUUUACGUUUCAAUCAAAUCAAACAUUUACCAAGUCGUGUGUUUGAACAAUUGACUAAAUUAGAAAUAUUAGAUUUAAGCCAUAAUCAAAUUGAAGAUAUUGAUGAAAAAGCAUUUGUUGGCUUAAUACAAUUGAAAGAACUACAAAUGAAAUUUAAUAAAUUGACACAUAUUGGUACACAACUACGAAUAAUGGCCAAUUUGAUUGAAAUUGAUUUAGAUGGUAAUCAAUUGCAAGCACUUUCUAAAUAUUCAUUUCAUCGUCCUGAUCAAAAACGUUUUGUCAAUAUAAAGAUUCGAGAUAAUCAAAUAUAUUGUAAUUGUCAAAUAUUUUGGCUAAAAGAUGCAUUCGAAAUGAAUCCAGAAAAUCGUAAUUAUAAUGACAAAAUACGUUGUUAUCUUGGUCAAGGACAAUAUUCCAAUAGUCAAACUAUUGUACAAUAUUUAAUGAAUAAUAAAACAAUUGAACAAUGUACAAUACCAUUACCACCAACAAUGGCCACUAUUGAUGAUGAUGAUAAUGAAACGGUACCGAUUGAAACAAUUGAUUCCGUGGAUGAAGAAAAUGAACAAAUUGAUAGAGAUUUAGUUGAUGAACCAAUAGAUGGCGAUAAAAAUGUUGAUGAACCAGAAAAAAUUGAAAAAAUCGAGGAAUUUAAAGAAAAAUCGGAUUCUUUUGAUAAUAACAACAAAAAUGAACCGCCACAAUUAAAUGUAGCCGGAUUUGAUCGUACUAAUAAAGAUAAUGGAGCAUGUUCACUACGUUUAUGGAAUUCAACAUUCUUUCUAUCAUUAUUAUUGAUCUUCUUGUAUCACUGCCAAUGAAUACAUUUUUUUAAAUUAUAUAACUGAAAUUAAAAAACCGCACAUAAACACAUUUA